UAUUGGCUACCCUGGCAGUGAGCUAGUGUCUAAAUAACCCCAACACGUGUUGAUGUUGAUGGUGUUGGGUUUUGAGAACUUGUUACAAAUGUUUUCUUGUAAGUAAUAAGGUAACCUCAAAGUUUACCUCAGGUUUUUGAAUACUGAGUGUGUAGUGACUGUUUAAAAUGGGCAAAAAAGAUAAGAAAAAGGGGAAAGGAGCUGAAAAAACAGCAGCCAAAACGGAUAAGAAGUUGUCUCAAAAAAUGAAGAAAGAGUUGGCUGUUAAAGGAGAGGAUGAAAUUGAGAAAAUAGUGGCUCAGAUUGAAGAAGAAGAACGAAAACAAAAAGAAGUAAUUGUGAAGAUUGUUCCUCCACCAUCGUGUCGUUCUAACUUCUCGUUCUCAGCACAUCCUGAGAAGGAUGAGCUUAUUUUGUUUGGAGGGGAAUAUUUUAAUGGCCAGAAAACAUUUCUUUACAAUGAGCUGUUCCUGUACAAUGUCGGACGGGGAGAGUGGACAUUGGUGAAAGCUCCUGGAGGACCUCCACCCCGGUGCUCUCAUCAGGCUGUGGCUCUCGCUGCUAACAAAGGCCAGCUGUGGGUGUUUGGAGGAGAGUACGCGAGCCCCACUCAGUCACAGUUCUACCACUACAGAGACCUAUGGGUCUUCCACUUUGCUACCAACCUCUGGGAGAAAGUCAAUGCUGCUGGUGCACCUUCCUCUCGAAGUGGACAUCGAAUGGUUUGUGUCAAAAAACAGCUGAUUGUAUUUGGUGGAUUUCAUGACAAUCUGCGGGAGUACAAAUAUUUUAAUGAUGUUCACUGCUUUAACCUGGAGACUCGGACAUGGACUAAAAUAGAACCCUCAGGUACACCACCUGCCCCAAGGUCGGCCUGCCAGAUGGUUGCCACACCAGACUCUAAAGUUCUCAUCUUCGGUGGCUACAGCAAGGUUAAGUUGAAGAAGGAUGAAGACAAGGGAACAAUACACACAGAUGCAUUCUUACUCUCUCCUGACAAGAACGAUACGUCUGGACUGAAGUGGAAGUGGAGUGUGGUGAAGCCUGGAGGAGCGAAGUACUCUGCACGGUGCGGAGUUGCACUCACGUCUGCGCCUGGUGGCAAGGCUUAUACAUUCGGUGGUGUCUUUGAUGUAGAUAAUGAAGAUGAUGAUGAUAUUGAUGGUGUUUUCUACAACGAUCUGCAUUCUCUUGACCUGGAAAAGUUUGUGUUCCGAACAGUGACUCUGUCAGGCAAGAAAGAAGGUUCCAAACCUAAAAGGAGAAGACGUAACAAAGAAGAUGACGAAGAUGUUUCAGACGAUGAAAUGGAAGAGGAAAAAGGAGUUAAACCGCCACCAGAAGUGGCUGAAGUCCAGAAGGUUUCAGAUGAUGGAGUAUUCACUGUGACUGUCGGACCGUCACUUGCUACCAGUUCAGAUACAGUGGCCACAGCAGACAACUCUACAAGUCCUACUGCCUGCCAUCCUCACCCUCGCAUGAACUGUGGACUGGCGGUCAAGCACGGUUCUCUCUACUUGUAUGGGGGACUGUAUGAAAAGGGUGACCAAACUGUCACAUUUAAUGACCUCCACGUUCUCGACUUGCACAAGUUGGAGGAAUGGAGGACAUUGGUCAGCUGUGACAUUGAUAGUCAGGAAUGGUUCAAGUCUAGUUCCGAGUCCGAGAGUUCCAGUGAUGAGGACGAGGAAGAAGAGGAAGAUGAGGAACCAAUGGACACAGACUGAAAGCUAGAUGUUUACCAGUCUUAGAGUUAAACUCCGCAAGAAAUGAUUCUCUGUACAUACAGUUAAGUUUGUAUUUUGAAAAUAAAUUAAUAAAAAUAAACAUUGUUUUAUUUUA
Molecule: messenger RNA, 1842 nt
Organism: Homalodisca vitripennis (glassy-winged sharpshooter)
Lineage: Eukaryota; Metazoa; Arthropoda; Insecta; Hemiptera; Cicadellidae
Product: kelch domain-containing protein 4
Exons: 10
Coding region: 168-1727 (519 amino acids)
Molecular function (GO): protein binding
Source: RefSeq, a predicted model, not a curated record